UCGAAAAAACACACUUUCUCCUCUCUCUCUCUCUCUCUCUCUUCCGCGAUUACCGUCUGUCUCUGUGACAAAGGUUCGAAACGCUAUCCCUCUCUCUCUCUUUCCACGAUGAACACGACGCCGUUUCAAUCAGAUCCUCCCCCAUCGAGGAUGCAGCGAAAACUCGUCGUCGAAGUAGUCGAAGCCCGCAACCUCCUCCCGAAAGACGGCCAAGGAAGCUCAAGCGCCUACGUCGUCGUCGAUUUCGACGCUCAGAAGAAACGAACCUCCACUAAGUUCCGCGACCUGAACCCUAUCUGGAACGAGAUGCUCGAUUUCGCCGUCAACGACCCUCAGAACAUGGACUACGACGAGCUCGACAUCGAGGUCUACAACGACAAACGCUUCGGCAACGGCGGCGGCCGGAAAAACCAUUUCCUCGGUAGGGUUAAGAUCUACGGAAGCCAGUUCUCUAGACGCGGCGACGAAGGCCUUGUCUACUUCCCUCUGGAGAAGAAGAGCGUCUUCAGCUGGAUUCGCGGCGAGAUUGGGCUCAAGAUUUAUUACUACGACGAAGUCGCCGACGAAACCAUGGACAUCGGUGGCCACCACCAACAACAACCACCGCCGCCGCAACCGCAAGAAGCUGAUGAACAGUUUAUUCCUCCUCCGCCGCAGCAGAUGCAUAAUCUACCUCCGGAGAAACCGUCUUUCGAGUCGGCGCAGAGUCAUAGCUAUCAAGAACCUCAGCAACCGCCGGUGGUUAUCGUCGAGGAAUCUCCGCCGCAGGAGGUAAUGCAAGGUCCUAGCGAUAACCAUCCUCCGCGACCGCCGUCUCCGCCUCACGAGGUGCACCGUUAUCCGCCGGAGGUGAGGAAGAUGCAGGUGGGGAGACCUCCCGGCGGAGACAGAAUCAGAGUCGCCGCGGCGAAACGGCCUAACGGAGAUUUCUCGCCUAGGGUUAUCAACAGCAAGAUCGGAGGAGCCUCGGAAGCGACGAUGGAUAAGAAGACUCAUCACCCUUACAACCUCGUCGAGCCAAUGCAGUAUCUCUUCGUCAGGAUCGUGAAGGCGCGUGGACUCCCGCCGAACGAGAGCGCGUACGUUAAAGUGCGGACGUCAAACCAUUUCGUGAGGUCUAAACCGGCUGUUAACCGGCCUGGCGAACCAACGGAUUCUCCGGAGUGGAAUCAGGUUUUCGCGCUGGGACAUAACCGAACAGACUCCGCCGCGUCCGGCGCGACUCUUGAAAUCUCCGCGUGGGACGCUUCGUCGGAGAGUUUCCUCGGCGGCGUUUGUUUCGAUCUCUCCGAGGUUCCGGUUCGCGACCCGCCGGAUAGUCCGCUUGCUCCUCAGUGGUACCGCCUCGAAGGCUCAGCUGCCGAUCAGAACUCCGGGAGAGUCUCCGGCGAUAUUCAGCUCUCUGUAUGGAUCGGCACUCAGGUAGACGAGGCUUUCCCGGAGGCGUGGAGCUCCGACGCUCCACACGUGGCGCACACUCGCUCCAAGGUGUACCAGUCGCCGAAGCUUUGGUACUUGAGAGUGACGGUUCUCGAGGCGCAGGAUCUCCACAUUGCUCCGAACCUUCCGCCGUUGACGGCGCCUGAGGUCCGUGUGAAAGCUCAGUUAGGGUUUCAGUCGGCGAGGACAAGACGAGGCUCGAUGAAUAAUCACAGUGGCUCGUUUCAUUGGCAUGAAGAUAUGAUCUUUGUCGCUGGAGAGCCGUUAGAAGAUUGUUUGAUGCUGAUGGUUGAGGAUAGGACGAGUAAAGAGCCAAUGGUUCUAGGGCACGCGAUGAUCCCAGUGAGCUCCAUUGAGCAGAGAAUCGAUGAGCGCUUUGUGCCGUCUAAAUGGCAUGCUUUGGAAGGAGAAGGUGGUGGUGGUGGUGGUGGAGGACCUUACUGUGGAAGGAUAAGCUUAAGACUGUGUCUUGAAGGUGGGUAUCACGUGCUUGAAGAGGCGGCGCACGUGUGUAGCGACUUCCGUCCCACGGCUAAGCAGCUAUGGAAACCACCGAUCGGAGUACUUGAGCUGGGGAUACUCGGAGCUCGUGGGUUGUUACCGAUGAAGGCUAAAAACGGAGGGAAAGGCUCCACUGAUGCGUACUGUGUAGCUAAGUACGGCAAGAAAUGGGUUCGGACACGAACCAUAACUGACAGUUUCGACCCGAGAUGGCACGAGCAGUACACGUGGCAGGUUUACGAUCCCUGCACUGUCCUAACCGUUGGGGUGUUCGACAACUGGAGAAUGUUCUCAGACGUCUCCGAUGAUAGACCUGAUACUCGGAUAGGGAAGAUACGGAUACGAGUCUCGACGUUAGAGAGCAACAAAGUGUACACCAACUCGUAUCCUCUACUGGUUCUGUUACCCAGCGGUCUGAAAAAGAUGGGUGAAAUCGAAGUGGCGGUCCGGUUUGCUUGCCCGUCGCUGCUACCUGAUGUUUGCUCGGCGUACGGACAACCACUUCUACCUCGGAUGCACUAUAUAAGACCUCUAGGUGUAGCACAACAAGAUGCAUUGAGAGGAGCGGCCACGAAAAUGGUUGCAGCGUGGCUGGCUCGAGCAGAACCACCGUUGGGACCAGAGGUGGUUCGGUACAUGUUGGAUGCAGAUUCACAUUCGUGGAGCAUGAGGAAGAGCAAAGCGAAUUGGUAUAGGAUCGUUGGGGUUUUAGCUUGGGCGGUGGGUUUAGCUAAAUGGUUAGAUAAUAUCCGGCGGUGGAGGAAUCCAGUGACGACGGUGCUAGUCCACAUUCUAUAUCUGGUUCUUGUGUGGUACCCUGAUUUGGUCGUCCCGACAGCGUUCUUGUAUGUGGUUAUGAUCGGAGUUUGGUACUACCGGUUUAGACCCAAGAUACCGGCUGGCAUGGAUAUCCGGUUAUCACAAGCCGAAACUGUUGAUCCUGAUGAGCUAGACGAAGAGUUCGACACCAUACCAAGCUCAAGGCGACCGGAAGUGAUCAGAGCUAGGUAUGAUCGGUUAAGGAUAUUAGCGGUGAGGGUUCAGACUAUUCUAGGGGAUUUUGCAGCGCAGGGGGAACGGAUUCAAGCGUUGGUUAGCUGGAGAGAUCCGAGAGCAACUAAGUUGUUCAUAACAAUAUGUUUGGUGAUCACGAUAGUUCUGUAUGUGGUUCCGGCGAAAAUGGUGGCGGUGGCUCUUGGGUUUUACUAUCUUAGGCAUCCGAUGUUUAGGGACACAAUGCCUACGGCGACUCUCAGUUUUUUCCGGCGGUUGCCAAGCUUGUCUGAUCGGCUCAUCUAAGGGUGUGUUUUUUUUGAGUGUCCAGGUCUCGUAUGAUACUUGAGUUGAGGAAGAGAAUAGAAUAAAGAUUCAUUUUGUGUUAAGAUUUAAAAGCUAUGAUUUAUAUCAUAUUAAUAUUAUGAUUCGUUAUUUUA
Brassica oleracea var. oleracea is the source of this 3374-nucleotide messenger RNA. RefSeq names its product protein QUIRKY. The coding region runs from base 109 to 3240 and encodes 1043 amino acids. NCBI's taxonomy places the organism in Eukaryota, Viridiplantae, Streptophyta, Magnoliopsida, Brassicales, Brassicaceae. The record is from RefSeq and is a predicted model, not a curated record. The transcript has a single exon.